This is a messenger RNA of Melanotaenia boesemani (Boeseman's rainbowfish), 6691 nucleotides long. It is a transcript of the gene taok1a, whose product is annotated as TAO kinase 1a. The coding region runs from base 423 to 3485 and encodes 1020 amino acids. Gene Ontology annotation, biological process: execution phase of apoptosis; protein phosphorylation. Gene Ontology annotation, molecular function: protein kinase activity; ATP binding. The record is from RefSeq and is a predicted model, not a curated record. NCBI's taxonomy places the organism in Eukaryota, Metazoa, Chordata, Actinopteri, Atheriniformes, Melanotaeniidae. The transcript has 20 exons.
GGCAGGGCGCGGAACUGCUGUUAGCAGCAUGUCGAAGGAAGACUGACACUCAGACAGUUAGCUACACACACAUAACUUAAUAAUUCAAAUACCUGUGGAUUAGAUUAAAUACCAAAUUCACCCAACGACAUCUCGGACGCUUAUACAGUUUGUUUAUGGGUGUUUUCGGAAUGUUUGAACUUCCCUCACAUUUUUCCCAACGUAUUUUCACGAAGGGAGGCGACGGUGGAGCGCUCGGCAGCCAUCUUUGGGACCUGCCUGGGAGUGGGAUCUGAAUACUGUGGCAACCUUAGUGACUUCAAAGCUCUGAACACAUAUGAAACCACUGUCCUGCAGAUGAGCCAACAGUGGGGGCUUUCAGGUCGCUGUCGCAGACCCAGAUAGUUCCUGGCGUCAGCGGCAUUGCCCCCCAACUCCCCAUUAUGCCCAACAGCAAUCGGGCGGGGAGCCUCAAGGACCCCGAGAUUGCUGAACUUUUCUUCAAGGAGGAUCCCGAAAAGCUCUUCUCAGAUCUGCGUGAAAUUGGACAUGGCAGCUUUGGCGCUGUAUAUUUUGCACAGGAUGUGCAGACAAAUGAUGUGGUGGCCAUCAAGAAGAUGUCUUAUAGUGGGAAGCAGUCCACGGAGAAAUGGCAAGACAUAAUCAAGGAGGUGAAAUUUCUGCAGAGAAUACAACACCCAAACACCAUAGAAUACAAAGGAUGUUACCUGCGAGAGCACACAGCUUGGCUUGUAAUGGAGUAUUGUCUGGGCUCAGCUUCAGAUUUGUUAGAAGUUCACAAGAAACCUCUGCAAGAGGUUGAAAUAGCGGCAAUUACCCAUGGUGCUCUUCAAGGUUUGGCUUAUCUUCACUCCCACAACAUGAUUCACCGAGACAUAAAGGCAGGAAAUAUCCUCCUGACAGAGCCAGGUCAAGUAAAACUAGCAGACUUUGGCUCUGCAUCUAUUGCCUGUCCUGCUAACUCCUUCGUUGGGACCCCAUAUUGGAUGGCUCCAGAAGUAAUUUUAGCUAUGGAUGAGGGUCAAUAUGAUGGAAAGGUGGACAUUUGGUCGUUGGGGAUAACCUGUGUUGAAUUAGCCGAGAGGAAGCCUCCACUGUUCAACAUGAAUGCAAUGAGUGCCUUAUACCAUAUAGCACAGAAUGAGAGCCCCACACUGCAGUCAACUGAAUGGACGGAUUAUUUCCGAAACUUUGUAGAUUCUUGCCUUCAGAAAAUUCCUCAGGACAGGCCAAACUCGGAGGAGCUUGUAAAGCAUGCAUUUGUCCAGCGUGAGCGACCAGAAUCAGUUCUUAUAGACCUGAUAAAUCGGACUAAAGACGCAGUCCGGGAGCUAGACAAUCUGCAGUAUCGUAAAAUGAAGAAGAUCUUGUUUCAGGAAGCCCACAAUGGCCCCACAACUGAGGCGCAAGAUGAAGAAGAGGAGCCAGAACACAUUGUGGGUAGAACGGGCAGUGUGGGGAGCAACCAGUCCAUUCCCAGUAUGUCGAUCAGUGCCAGUUCUCAGAGCAGCUCCGUCAACAGUCUAGCAGAUGUGGGCGAUGACAGGAGCGAGGUGGACAUGGAUGGAGACCACACAGUGAUGUCCAACAGCUCUGUUAUACAUCUCAAACCUGAGCAAGAGACAUGCAGUGAAGUGACAGAGCCUCACAACCGACCAACAGAGCCACAGUCCUCUACUGCACACACACCACGGCCAAGGCGAAAUCGUGAACAUUUUGCUACUAUACGCACAGCUUCCGUGCUCACUCGCCAGAUUAAGGAGCAUGAGCAGGAUUCAGAGUUAAGAGAGCAGAUACUGGGCUACAAGCGCAUGAGGCGGCAGCAUCAGAAACAGCUGAUGGCUCUUGAAAACAAGCUGAAGGCCGAAAUGGAUGAGCACAGGCUCCGACUGGACAAGGAACUGGAGAAUCAGAGGAAUAGCUUUGCCCAAGAGUUGGAAAAGCUGAUCAAGAAACAUCAGGCAUCCAUGGAGAAAGAUGCAAAAACCUUUAGCAAUGAUGAGAAGAAGUUCCAGCAGCAUAUCCAGAGUCAGCAAAAAAAAGAGCUUAACAGCUUCCUGGAAUCCCAGAAACGGGAAUACAAACUUCGCAAAGAGCAACUGAAAGAGGAGCUGAAUGAAAACCAGUCAACACCCAAAAAAGAAAAGCAGGAGUGGUUGUCCAAGCAGAAGGAGAACUUCCAACACUACCAAGCAGAGGAGGAGGCCAACUUACAGCGCAAACAAAGACAGUACCUGGAACUGGAGUGUCGCAGGUUCAAAAGGAGGAUAUUAAUCGCUCGCCACAAUAUUGAACGAGACCUAGUGAGAGAGGAGUUAAAUAAGCGUCAGACACAAAAGGACUUGGAACAUGCCAUGCUUCUCCGGCACCAUGAGUCCAUGCAAGAGCUGGAGUUCCGCCAGCUCGGCACUAUCCAGAAGACGAGGGCCGAGCUGACCCGCCUGCAGCAUCAAACGGAGCUCACCAAUCAGCAGGAGUACAACAAGCGGAGGGAGAGGGAACUAAGGCGCAAACAUGUCAUGGAGGUUCGCCAGCAACCCAAGAGCCUCAAGUCCAAAGAGCUACAGAUCAAGAAGCAGUUCCAGGACACGUGUAAGAUCCAGACCAGGCAGUAUAAAGCACUGAGGAACCAUCUGCUGGAGACCACACCAAAGUCAGAGCACAAAGCUGUCCUUAAACGGCUGAAGCUGGAGCAGCACCGCAAACUUGCCAUUUUGGCUGAACAGUAUGACCACUCCAUCAAUGAAAUGCUUUCCACUCAAGCGUUGCGUCUGGAUGAGACUCAGGAGUCUCAGUGCCAAGGCUUAAAAAUGCAGCUACAGCAGGAGCUGGAGCUUCUCAAUGCUUACCAGAGCAAGAUCAAGAUGCAGACUGAUGCCCAGCAUGACCGUGAGAAGAAGGCUCUCGAGCAAAGGGUGUCACUACGUCGGGCCCUGCUGGAGCAAAAGAUUGAGGAAGAGAUGCAAUCCUUGCAGAAUGAACGCCUAGAACGAACCCGAAGCCUAUUGGAACGCCAAGCCAGAGAAGUUGAGACUUUUGACUCCGAGAGUAUGCGCUUGGGUUUCAGCAACAUGGUGCUAUCUAACAUCUCAUCAGAGGCUCUCAACCAUAGCUAUCCUGGCGCUCCAGGAAUUUGGAGUCACCAUCAGCAACUGCACCCAUCCGGAAGCUCUCAAGGGCCACACUGGGGCAGCCAUGGUUUACGCGCAAGAUCAAGUCUCCAAGGCAGCCAUCACUACUAUCGCUCAAGUCAAGGAGGGGCACCUAUGCAUCAAGGCUGGGAGCAGGGCAUGCAGGGUGGAAGCCCACCACCAUGGGGCCACCCAUCAGCUGCAGCUGUGGUCUCUCGCAGCAGUGGGGGUAUACAGAACAGUCCCCAGGCAAUGGGGAGGACACCCUCAGGAGGGCGCGGUGAGCAGGGUAUGAGCAGGAGUACUAGUGUCACCUCUCAAAUAUCCAACGGGUCACAUCUUUCCUACACAUAGGCUUCCUGUCAGCCUUGGAGUCAGUUUGACUGGAGAUGUAGAACCCAUCUGAUACAGCAGGACAGAGUUGUCUCUGUGACACCUACCCCACCAUUUUUCCCAUGUACAGACGUGGAUGUGUGAUGAAAUAAAUAUUGCUCAGGUCAAAAGGGCUGGUAAGAGGCACAGCCCGUCCUCAAGGCAGUUCAUCAGCACACACACAGAACCUUAAAUUUAUGUUACAUAAGCAAUUUAAGUGUCAACACAUUGAUCCCCUUUGCAUUCAUUUACAGUUCACUCAAACAUUUUUAACAUGCAUUUUGCUAUCCACAGCCAUUGCUCUCAUUUUGCACAAAAAACACUUAAGACAUGUCAGAGUUUUUUUUUUUUCUUUUCUUCUUCACGUCCUUAAAAAUGUACUAUCAAACAAUUGCAUUAAACUUAUUUUGGUUCAUGAACCUCAUCUUCUACUACACACACACACACACAGUAAACCUAACAGGAUUGCUUUGCUGCUGUCCUACCAGCCUGCUGUAAUGGUCAUUAUUAUACAUUAGAUUCCAUCUUUUAUUCAAUUGUUUUAUUUAACCUUAUUUUCUGAUUCCUAACAACAAUGAGACUUUACAAACACAGAACCAAACAAACCCAUGUUAACCAUUUCAGACUUGGGUUACCACUAACACUGUGCCUUUUCAGCUUUGAGCUAAUUAAAUUUAGUUUCAUUUUGAAUUUCAUCAUCCAUUUGUGAUUAGUACAAGUGUAUGUUUUAGUUCAGGCUGUUUUAACACCUGGGAGUUUAGUUCCACAUUCCCCAGAUAUUUCUGCAGGAAUUUUAGAUUUACAGAAUAUGCAGUGAAGUUGUUUUGUAUUAUAAAUGUUGAGAAAGAGAAAAUUAUUUGUGCAUAUUAGUAACUAUUUUUAUGACUGUAUACUUUAGGUGCACUCUUUGAAAACUGUGCAGAAGAUGUCACUUUGCAUUCACAGAAGGAGUUUUACAGGAAUUGGAAACUCAUUGGCCUUUAAGAAUAAUCCUAGUGCUAAUUUCUUUAUUUUUUAUUAGUGCCUUUUGUAACUGCUGCCUUUUUCAAAGCACUUUAAUGUUAUAAAAUGAGUGUGUGACUUCUUUUUGCAAAGCUCCUGGUGAAUGAAUGUUUCAUUGGUACGCAUGUAGAAAAGUCAAACUUACCUGUGCGGUGAUAUUUAGGAGCUUUCUUGCAAGUACAGAUGAGGCUAAGUGUAUGUAACAUCCAAUAUGUGAGUAAAAGCAAUUUUCCCAAAUCUGUAGCUUUUAUCAUCCUUUUGAGUCUGUAGCGUUUGUUGGUUGUUGCUUUUGUUAGUGUUCAUGUUGGAUUUUGACAACAGUAUAUUAAAGAAGCUGCAGGGUUUUUAGAUGGUUUUGGUCACAAUUUCCACAAUACAAACUAAGAAAGAUUUACUGAUUGGUAAGCAGGUAGCUUGAUUUGAUUGUCAUGACCAUGACAGCAGGCUUGGGGCUACUGAAAUACUUUUGAGAAAACUUUGGGGCCCAAACAAAAAACACUAACGACCUAAAAGGUGCUAAAUCAAAACUGUUACAUGAGCUCAUCAAAACCAAGUUACAAGGAUGACUGAAUCAAGCUUGCAAGAUGAUAUUACAGAGCAAUGCUAAGCUGAAUCCAUGCAUCACAUAAACAGUUAAAUUCAAACUACAGAUGCACUAACAAUAAAACUCUAACAAUAUGUUUUUGCUUCUCCAAUCUCUCCAGUUGUUGAUAAAAUAUUCCUGGACAAGUAUGUGCUCCUUUUAGCUCCCUCUUCAUGCAAGCUAGGUUUUCUAACAAAUAUCAAACUGGUAAAAAGGCAUUUAGAAUAAUUCUGAAGAGAGAAUAAAAUAUUAGGAAUAAAGUGUAUUCCAUUAAAUCUCAAAGUUGAAGCUAAAUGUUAAUUUGUGAGCUUUUUUUUUUAAGAAAAACUAAAUCCACUUUGUCACUAGCCAGCCUUUUUUUUUUUCCAAGUGGUGGUGUGUGGGCAAAGCUCAUUCUCAGAUAUUCUGACUCAAUGCUUCAUAUUGUACCUGUCAUCUCCUUUAAAUGCCACCAUAAAUGCUGCAGUCUGUUCCCCCCUGCUGAGCACCUUUUGAGCAGUUGGUCCUCAUCUUAGUCACAUCCAGAGCUACCUUUUCAGAUGCUGUCUCUGGUGUUUGUUUUUUUUUUUUUUUAAUCUAUAUAUAUUCCUUUCAGGACACAAAAAUGCUGGCAUCCAUUUUUUUCUAUUAAGGUUAAUUUAACCUACAAGAAAUUAGACCAGCGCAAGUAUGCAUUGUAUCAGGUUUUAUUUGAUCCCAGUACUCUUGUUUUUAUGCCUAUGGUUCCAGCCUUCAUGCCUAUAUGUUCCAGCUACUGUAACAACACAGUUUAUGUUGAAUUAUUUUUUGAUUUAUUCAUAUGUGAUCAAGAAACAAGAAUGUACUUUGCAUUACUGGAUUGUUACAAUAAGUCAAAAGCCAAGACAGUCUUUUGAAAGUUAGGUCAAUCAGACCUGUCAUACAUGCCAAGUUUUAAGUUUGUGUUUACUGUUUGAUUCACCUUUAAUGUCACAAGUGUGUCUGAAAGAAUUUGGAUAUUAUUGUCAGUUGUUAGACUUUGCCAUCAAACCUAUAUUUUAUUUUAUUUUUUUUUUUUUACAAUAUUUCACUUUAACUUUGCUGUCAGAUUUUAUCCUACUGACUGAAAGCACGUGGGAUACUGAACAAUAACUGGCAACUGAAUUCAGUGAUUCCUUCUAUGGUCAAACACUGUGCCAUACCCGAGUUGCCAAGCCUCAUCACCACUGCUUUUGUUUCAUCUCAAAAGGUUUUGAUCAUCUUUGGGCUCAUGACAAGAAAUGUAUGUACCACAAAGGCAAGUUGCUUCUGGUCUAGUAGCCAAAGUUAAAAGGCUUGGAAAAUAAUGAUGGGGUGACAGGCAAAAGAUGAAAAGAUUGCAUUUCUUUUAAAAUGUCAGUAUUCUUUGGCACAUUACCACUACAACAAUAACCUGUAUUAAAAUGUAUAGAUGGUGGAGCUUGUUACUGAAUGUCAAAGAGAUUAUGAAGAUACUAUGUAAGAUGAUAAAGUACUAAAAAUGGAUUUAAAAGGUGUUUUAAAAAAAUAGGAUCAAAUUUACUAUAUUGUUUGUAUUGUAUGUACCAUUGUGUUGGCAGAGGGAUAUUGAACAGAAAUCAUCUGUAAUAAAGUAAUUUUAGUAUAA